This is a messenger RNA of Sardina pilchardus (European sardine), 2695 nucleotides long. RefSeq names its product tropomyosin alpha-3 chain-like. Gene Ontology annotation, molecular function: actin filament binding. The record is from RefSeq and is a predicted model, not a curated record. The transcript is spliced from 9 exons. The coding region runs from base 153 to 1007 and encodes 284 amino acids. Gene Ontology annotation, cellular component: actin filament. Gene Ontology annotation, biological process: actin filament organization; muscle contraction. NCBI's taxonomy places the organism in Eukaryota, Metazoa, Chordata, Actinopteri, Clupeiformes, Clupeidae.
CAGUCUGAGUUUGGACUCUCUCCCUGUCCAUUCGUCUCUGCCCUCUCCCUCUCGUUCCUCUCUCUCUCUCUGUGGGACCAGUGUACUGGCUUGUGUAGUGGUGUCCUUUCUUCUUUUCUCCGCUCCAGAAAGACCAACCCUAAGACGCCAAGAUGGAGGCCAUCAAGAAGAAGAUGUUGAUGCUCAAGCUUGACAAGGAGAAUGCCUUAGUACAAGCUGACCAGGCAGAUGUGGAGAAGAAAGAACACGAGGGGAGAACGAAGCAGCAUGACGAUGAGAUCAUUCAGCAUCAGAAGAAGCUGAAAGGCACAGAGGACGAGCUAGACAAGUACUCUGAGGCCCUGAAGGAUGCAACUGAGAAGCUGGAGCUGGCAGAGAAGAAGGCUGCAGAUGCUGAGGCGGAGGUGGCCUCUCUGAACAGGCGUAUCCAGCUGGUUGAGGAGGAGCUGGACAGAGCCCAGGAGAGGCUGGCCACUGCUCUGCAAAAGCUCGAGGAGGCAGAGAAGGCUGCAGAUGAGAGCGAGAGAGGCAUGAAGGUGAUUGAGAACAGAGCCCUGAAGGAUGAGGAGAAGAUGGAGCUGCAGGAGAUCCAGCUGAAGGAGGCCAAGCACAUUGCUGAGGAGGCCGACCGCAAGUACGAGGAGAUGGCUCGUAAGCAGGUGAUCAUUGAGGGUGACCUGGAGCGUACAGAGGAGAGAGCAGAGCUGGCGGAGGCCACGAGACGGAGGCUGGAUGAACAGCUGAGGAGUUACGACCAGGCGCUCAAGAGUCUACAGGCCGCAGAGGACAAGUACUCCCAGAAAGAGGACAAGUAUGAGGAGGAGAUCAAGAUCCUGACGGACAAACUUAAGGAGGCUGAGACUCGUGCUGAGUUUGCUGAGAGAUCAGUGGCCAAGCUGGAGAAGACCAUUGAUGAUCUGGAAGAGCGGCUGGCCUCUGCCAAAGAGGAGAACGUCAAGAUCCAUGCCACCCUGGAUCAGACCCUGCAGGACCUCAACAGCUUCUAAGCCCCUCUGUGCCGCCACUGGAGCCUCGGACCCUUGGUGCCGCCACUGGAGCUUAUGACCUUUGCCCUCUACUCUACAACUCCCCUCUCCCCUUCCUCUAUCUCUAUCUGUCCUGGGUGACUUGUGUUAGAGUUUGUAAGAACCGGCUGGUAUCGCAUUUUGGUGACAGUAGCACUUGCUCUGGCCCUCUCACCUGGGCCCACAUGUUUUUGUGUUCGAAGAUCUCGAUACAGUCCUCAGGCAUGUGAAGUUUUCUUUUGCUUUGUGUUGCCUCCAGCUUUAUUUGUAUGUGUGUGCUUGAAUCUAAAUACAUCUUAUUUUUCCCCUUCCAAAAAGGGCAAUAUAUUCAUAUAUCCUGAAGCACCAGUGUCUUAAACAUGUCUCACAACAGUGAGGCUUCUGAGUGUGAUACAUUCCAGCCGAAGCGUGCAAUUUGCAGUCCAUCAGGAUUAUGGCGUUACACAGUGGAUCAUCUCUCAUAUUGCCAGAGCAUGGCUUCAUUUUUUUUUCUAGUCUUAGAUUGAGUUUGGAGGGUUUUUCUGCGUCUGAGCCUAAAAUUGGAACGGCGAGCGAGUCCUUUGGGAAGGGAGACUUGCAGAGCAGUCAGCGUGGAGUCAACCGAAAGGGAGCGACCCACUUCUCUUAUCUGUCCUCCACACCGGCUUUUCUGCGGGACCAUUCGGGAUCUUGGAACACAACCCUUAUUGUCCCCCACCCCUUUCACUUUAUCAUCUCAUUACGCAACUGUCGUUGAAUUUCCUUUUGCUUUAAGUUCCUGUACCUGUUGUCCUUUAAAAAAAAAAAAAAAAAAAAAAAAAAGAAACAUUUAAUGCACCCCUACUUAAAGAAGCACCAUUUUAUUACCAAUAUUUUCUUAACUGUGCCAAUUACAAUGGGACCAUAAUUGUAUUACUUUAGUUAAAUGUUGUGUUAAAAUAGAACAUUAAGGGGUGGUAUAUAUCAUUUCUUGUAUAAGGGAGAAGUCUCGUUUGGGUUUAAACUUUUAUUAAGUAUUGGGCAAUGUCCCACCAAGGGUCACUUAUGCAGCGUCAAAGCAGCAUCGAACGGUUUCAUCAUAUUCCCAGAACUGCUCAGAAGAUCAGGAGAAUAUGCAUGGUUCCAUUGUAGUCUUAAUAUUUGGAAAAUAUAUAUCAUUCUAUCGGGGGAGUUCAAGGAGUGGUAAAGUGUUUCGUUUACCAGCCUUCAGCAUCCGCUGUAUUGGUUCAGUUGUUCGAUUUUUUUUUUUUUAUUAUUAUUUUUUUUAUGUUUCUCUUUAUUUUGGUGAAAUCACUUGAGGGUGGGAGAUAAGAAGGGGGUGAUCAGCAAAUCACAUUCCACUGCCAAAAUGGAAGCCGUGAGGCCACCUUGGAGGGAACGGGGAGAUGAACAAACUUGGAGGGCGACUCAAACAUCUCAUGAUGCCACUCUUGUUUUUUGUGUGUGUGUAUUUGCAAGUCAACAGAACUGCAAACCUUUAAGAUGAAUUAAAUGAGAAAUAAAUAAAGUUUAUCAGUAAUGUUUUAACUGGAACUUAUCCUGGGGUUUCAAGAUGUAAACAUUUUGUUAUCAAGUAUUGAUAAUAAGUGUUAUCAGUAUUUCAUUGUAACAAUCAUGAUGCAAAACAUGGAUGGACAUAAGAUUUUUUUUUUUUUUUUUUUUUUAAAAUAAAGGACCAUGAUUGAAUUUGA